GAAAAUAAGUCUGCGCUGAAGGAAUGCAAGAAGAGCAACAGCCUGAGGCUGCUGCAGAUCCAAUGUCGUCCUCUGAUGCACCAGAAGAUGGCCCAAAAGAAACGUCAAGUAUUUCGCAGAAUAUCUGUAUGUUUCUGGUUUGACUGGGGAGGGUGUAUCAUAAUGGAAGGGAUAUUCAACUAAAUGUCCUUGCCUUUUCCUUACCUAAAAAGGACAGGGCUGUUGGCAAGAAAGGGAGAUAUAAUCUUGAUUUGUUUCAAGGCCCAGUUGUGUAAAUCAAAUUUAGAAAGAGUAAUGACAUAUUGAUUGUCAGUUUGCUGAUCCCAUACUUUCAAAAGUAAAUAUUUUUAGAUUUAAUAGAUACACUCAGCUAUUGUUUUGAGCUUAGCUAUUGCUUUCUAAGCCAGUGAUGCAUGAGUAUGUGUUUGCUUUGACAGUCUGGCAUCUAGUGAUAUGAUGGUGCUGAGUUGUCCCAAGUGGAAUGCUUUGCCCAUGCUAGCAUGAUAAUGAUUUGGCAAGCCUGCAAUAUGUGGCAAUAGAAGUAUUCCAACCAAAACUGUCUUGUGAAGUCCAGGAAGAGUAUCUUUUCUUACCUGUUCUUGGCAAGAUCAGAUUAUGACAGGCAUUUCUUUCUCAAGAGGAAAAAACAAAGGCUUCUUAGGAUUUGCUUUAUCUAUAUUGAUACACUGUUAUGAUAUUAAUAUAUCCAGUGCUCAUUUAUAAUAAUAGGAACAUUCAGAUUGUGCUUUCUGGCAAAUAAUAGGCUCUGAACUACCUCAGGGCAAAUUAGUGUGUAACAGUAACACUGCUGAAUAAUUCCUAGGGAUCUCAGCUUUCAUGGGAGCAAACAGAGCCUUGACUAAAGCUAUGGGAGGUGUUUGCUUUUUUCCUCCAGACAUAGAAGUUGGUUCAAUAAAAACCAUAGCUGCUCCUGAGACUGUUUUCCUUAAUUGUGUCCUUAAAUUAUAGCAUCUGGUGCUGUACCACUAUCACAUUUUUUCUUCAUGUGAAACAUUAUUCAGUCCAGUACUGAGUAUAUGUGUGAGGUGAAAGCUUGAAAAAUAAAUAGAAAUUACACCCUUUAAGGGUUACCAAAUAUGUAGAAACCACUUCCAGUUGGGGGAAUCUGAACCAUAAAUGGCUUUAGGCUAAGAAAGUAUUUGAGACAGGUAUUACACAUGCUUUCCCAUGUAUUACGCUCUGUAUUAAGUGUCCGCUUUUGACCAUAGUGAGAGGCGAGAUAUUUGCUUAGGUGGGUUUUUGUUCAUCUUCUAUGGCUGCUUUUAUAAUCAUGUGACUGAGAGUGCUACAAAUGCAACAGCCUUACCUCUACUUCCUUUUUCAGUCAUGUUUUUCUUACCUCCUCCUCAGCAUCACCAUCUGUUUUGGCGGCAAUAUUGUCGUAGCUCAAACAGUACUUGUUGCAGCACACCAUGUUCUUGGGUAUUGACCAUGAAGUAGUAGGUUGCUAAAAAGGAUGUUGAAAAGUUGCUUUUAGUUUGGGUUUUCUCUUUUGUUUGCUUGGUUUUCUUCUAAUUUGUUGGGGUUUUUGUUUGUUUGUUUUUGGUUUGGGGUUGUUUUGCCACACAGUUAAACCAGACUCAUAAAAUGAAUGUCUGGUAGGAGGCUGUAAUUUAUCUGCAUCUUUGACAUCCUGCCUACAAACUGUUCACUAAUCUUUUUUUUUUUUUUUGUUCCCCUGGGCUUAUGAUCCUAUUCCAGGCUUCUGGAGACCACUUGAGACCUCUGCUAACUUGUGCAGCAGCUUGCCAGAGAAAGAGAGUUGGUUGGAAACAAAACUCUGCUUUCCUGCUUGAUACUUUUUUUCCCUAAGAUGCAUUACAGCUUUAAGAUGAGUCAUUCAAAGUGACUUUAAUUUCCCAUCGAUGUAGAGUUAAAGUUUCUGUGUCUCAGUCAAUGAGGCUAUCUGGCAAUGAGCAUCUCUGACAGAGCUGAUAGAUCCUCCUAUUUUCCAUACAGCGAGCUUGACAUAGAGGAGCUAAACUCACUUUGUACCAUUUUGAUAUUAAAUAGUUGUUCAAUCUAGGGAAGAAUUACUGGAUUCCUGACUUAAAUACCUCUUAAGGUUUACUUUUCCUUUGUGUACUGAUCCCUGGUGCGUUAAUCACAGAAAAGGCUAGGGUUGGUACUGUAGGUAUCCUAUAUGUGCCAAUAUGUGGAGGUGACUCUGCCAUCAUAGUCACACCAGUGGCCACGUAUUGCUGCCUUUUAUAUAGAUAAGAACCCCAAAAUGGAACACUUUGGGUUUAGAAUUUUAAAAAUGCUUUUUUUUUUUUUCUUUUUCUCUAAUUUAGUGUACACCUUUUCUAAGUAUUCUUUGCUUCUCUGUCCACCUCACCUGCCACACAGCUUCUCUCUUUCCCUUACUGAACUGCGUGGACAACCUGUCCCAGUGUCCACAGGGUAGGAAACCUGGACUGAGACCCAUGCUUGGAGGCAGCCUCUCCAGUGAUGGCACUCUCAAUGAUGUAGCUUCAGAAAUGAAUCUGAUGCAGAUGCAUUUAAAAUUCUCCUGGAGAUGAAGUUGCAGAAGAGGCAGAAAAGGCCUGCUUUACCAAGCACUGUGACUGAGCUUGAUACUGAGGAUGGUUCUAAAGUAUAUGUGGUUGGAACAGCCCACUUCAGUGACAGCAGCAAAAAGGAUGUAGUAAAGACAAUACAAGAAGUGCAGCCUGAUGUAGUUGUAGUUGAACUGUGCCAGUACAGAGUUUCUAUGUUAAAGAUGGAUGAAAAGACAUUACUAAAAGAAGCCAAAGAAAUAAAUCUGGAAAAACUUCAACAAGCUAUAAAGCAGAACGGAGUCAUGUCUGGACUGAUGCAAAUGCUUCUUCUGAAGGUUUCUGCUCACAUCACAGAACAGCUGGGAAUGGCCCCAGGAGGAGAAUUCAGGGAGGCUUUCAAAGAGGCCAGUAAAGUACCUUUCUGUAAAUUCCACCUCGGUGACCGGCCCAUCCCUGUUACAUUUAAGAGAGCAAUUGCUGCACUUUCCUUCUGGCAAAAAGUCAAGCUUGCUUGGGGCCUUUGCUUCUUAUCUGACCCCAUCAGUAAAGAUGAUGUGGAGAAAUGCAAACAGAAGGAUUUACUGGAACAGAUGAUGGCAGAAAUGAUUGGAGAAUUCCCUGAUCUUCAUCGAACUAUUGUCUCCGAACGAGAUAUUUACUUGACCUACAUGCUGAAGCAAGCAGCAAAGCAGAUAGAGCUACCUCGAGCUUCAGAAAAUGAACCUAGAAAAUAUAUCCCAUCUGUUGUAGUUGGUGUUGUUGGCAUGGGUCAUGUACCUGGGAUUGAAAAGAACUGGAAUUCUGACUUAAAGAUCCAGGAAAUAAUGAGUGUGCCUCCUCCAUCAGCUUCAAGUAAGAUUUUCAAAUUUGUUUUAAAAGCAACAUUUUUUGGACUGCUGGGAUAUGGCUGCUACCGAAUAGGUCACAGGACAGCUCAGUUUGUUCUCUCAAUGCCAGCAACACAGAGCUAUCUUCAGAGGCUGACAGAGGUGCCUCAGCAAUGAACAACAAGUAGAGGCUCUGUGUGAAGAAGGUGGCAGAGGAAAAGGUGAUGGAGGCAGCGCAUGAACUGAACUGAAGGAUGAAGAUUCUAGUCAGAGCUGAUCGAUGCUGAGCAACACUCAAUCACUAUAUAAUAAAAGAGUUGAUACUAAAGUUACACCAGCUAUGAUCUAAUUAAUAGUUUUGAUUCUUGACAGGUGUGUUGCAUGAAACCAGAUGAUUCCAGUUUGAGGUAAAAGAAAUGUGUAUGCAAAUAUAUAUAUAUAUAUUAUAUAUGCAUACUAUAUACAUGUAUACUAUAUAUAUGCAUUAUAUAUAAUAUAUAUAUAUACAUAUAUAUAAAAUUGAUGAUGUAGUACAGGCAGCUUAAAGAGUGUUUGUUCAUGGCUCCUUUUCCAGAGAAAAGAACAACACAAAGUAACCUAAUUGACUGCAUCUCCUCUGAAGUUCAGGGACACUUGAGUGAUUCUUUGCUUUCUUUCUUAGGUAUAAUAAUACCAAGUGUUUGUUUCUGGUGCCAGACACUUUUACACAUAAUUUAAAAGGACAUCUUCUCAAUGUAUGUUUUAUACCUAAAACAUUUAAGCUUUUUUUAAACUUAAGAGCUUUCCAGAAAAUUCAGAAUUGUACAGGCUGUCAUACGUACAUGGCUCAGAUUUUUUACAAGCCUUACUGAAGAACAGGAAUGUUGCCUUUAGAUUGCAUCCCUUGUUACCACCAUCAGUUGAAUUGUUUUUCUCCUGCAUAGAGAAGGUAUAGCCACCCCAUCAGAAUGCAAUGUGGUUUGUGUCAGAUGUUUACAGGACACUCUGUUCCUUUAGAUUAGCUUAUUUAAACUAUACUAAUUAGCUAAAUCCUGCUGGUUCCAGUAUUGUAAAUUUAAGAGACUAGAACUACUGUACAAUUUACUUUUGUUUUUCAGACCUUUCAUAUUUGGCAUAAAAAGCCUGGAAUUAACCUGCCCCUUGUUUUUGCUACAUGAAAAUAUUUUAUUUAUCAAUGUAAUUUCUCGGUGGAUGAAUAUUUUAAUCUAUUUAAUAGGAAAGCAGUGUUCAAUUUAGUUUUUCAACCAAAUGUAGCAUUUUAUUUGGAUUACCUGCUAUUUAUACAUAGAAUUAGGGGUACUACAGACUGCUGUUAUUUUUUUUUUUAAUUAUCUGGAACACUCAUCCAUCAUCAAUCUAUUUAUUUCUUUUUUUUGGUUUUUUUUGUUUUGGUUUUUUUUUUUUUUAUCCUAGGUUCAUAUUUCAUUGGAAUUUUUUGGUACCUUCCCUUUUUACAGGAUUGUCAGUGAUUGUAAAAUGCCCUUGGCAAUCAGCUAGUCCUAGUUCAACAACACGGGUAAUACUGUCAUAUCAAAGUUAACCCGAUGUAUUUGAAUGGGGAAGUCCCAUUUGCUCCUCAGGCUCAUAUACAGUUGUUCAUUGCUUAAAGUGAGAUUUUUAUCUGUAUUUCUUUUGGGAACGAAAGAUGGGAACCAGUAUGUGAGGCAGGAGGAGGAAAAGGUGAUGAUGUUUUGUGUUUCUUUGUGGUUUUUCAGUUGGUUCAAUAAAAUCCAGAAACCACUUUUAAUAGGGUAUAUUUCCAAAGGCUUGUGUUGGAAAUAGUUCCAUACAGUCUUUUAUUUGCUAAAAGUAUGUACAUCUAUCUUCUGUGCAGUGUAGUCUUUUUUGAGCUUUUAAAAUUAAGGUUCUGAUGCUCCUCUCUGUGAUGGCAUUGACUUUGCUGGGAGCUGGUCUGUCCAUGCAACCUGAUGCUUUUCUGCCUUUCUCUUUGAAAAUUGUAUGAGUUCCAGUGCAGCAAAUUAUUAAACUGCAUGUUUAUCUUAAACCUUACUGAAUCUAACCUGAUUCUACAGAGGUCUUAAGAUGAUGCCAGGUGCUCUUCUUGGUCUGGGCCUUACAGGUGUCCAGGGAAUAAACCUUAGCAAAUGCAAAUGACAGCAAUUAAUGCUUCUAGGACACAAAGUGUAAAUGAUAAUACAGAAAAUAGUGGGGGCAGGUCCUUUUAUUUUCUAUUUUAUUAGUCAUUAAGAAACCACCAGCCAUCUCUAGCAAGAGGAGAAGCCGCAUUUGUAAACAAUUUAUAGAAGAGUAGAGUGACUGCCUAAAUUUUGAUUCCUGUUUUUUAAAAACAUUUAAUGUGUUGUUUACAAUUAAGUAGUCCUAUUUGAAUAAAUCUGUUACAUUUUAUGUACAUUUUUAAAAGAUGAAAGAAAAAGCUUAAGCUCACUCUUCUCCUGUCUUUACUGACAUACCAAAAUGUUGUUCUGUUGGUUAUUUUCUUGAGAAUAUUUAGCUGGUAGAAUAAAAUAUAUGGAUAUUUUGCUUUAAGUUAUCUACAGAUUUUUAAAGUAUCUGCAGGUAUUUUAAAAGCUCUGUAGAUCUUUGAUAUCUAUGCUCAGGUAAUUUUACACAAAGGAAAACAAAUCUAAGGUAAAUUUUAGAUAGGAGCCUUAAUCUUGGGUGGGACUAAUGCUAAAUGAUUGUCAUGGAGCAUUCUUGCAGACUUGAUGCUUUAUGCUUUUUAGUCAAAAGUGAUUACCAUCUAAGGUGUCCAUUUGUUAUUCAGUUAUUCCCUCCAGUCACUACCUUAAGUCUGUUGGUUCAAUUUUUUUUUUUUUUUUUUUACAAAGCAUAUCAGCAGAUUCUUCAGAGAGCCUCUUGGAGAAUUUGCAAUUUAUCUUCCCACUGUUACAGAUUGGCAGAUCCAUAUGCGUGCACUGUUUAUUCAGUGGCACUGGAAAGUGAUGAAUUUGCAGAACUAACAAUUCUAUGAAUCCAUACACAGAUUCUUGAUGUUGUGUAUUCAAUGUGUUGUACUGUUUAUAAACAUAAUCUGUGUUUUAGGUCCAUUCUUUUCUGUUCUAGUCAGUCCUUUCAGUGUUAGCAGCAUCCUGUAAAAUUUAAAUAUAUGUUGAAUUGUCCCAGCCCCGCCUCAACCUUAUGAAGCCAUAUUGUAUUUUUUUGGUGACAUGUACAUCUGUUUUAUGCAUUUGUACAUGUGAUGUAAAUUUGAAGUAUUUUUAACAAUGUGUGCCUUUAAAGUGAUUUAAAGUAAACAGCAGUUAUGUUCUAUUAUAUAAAAAAUAAAAUAUUUUAACCACCA
Taeniopygia guttata (zebra finch) is the source of this 6632-nucleotide messenger RNA. Lineage: Eukaryota; Metazoa; Chordata; Aves; Passeriformes; Estrildidae. The record is from RefSeq and is a predicted model, not a curated record.